AUUACACGUUGGGUCUCAGAUGAAAACAAAGUCAACGUCUGCUGCAUGUUCUGUCUCCGCGCCUCCCUGACUGUGGUCCUCACGUGAUGCUCUGGACCGUAUGUUCUUGGACUGUCAUGCUUGGACAGUAGUGUAUGAUGCAUUUCUACGCGUUUGCGAUCAGUCUAUGUAUCGUCGUCGUUCGAAGCACGAGUGAAUCGUCUACGAAUGAACUGCCAGAUUGCUCCCAGGCUCCGAAACCAAGCGACGCGAGAAAGACGUUCAGCGAAUUAUUCAUUGUGAGCACACUCGAUGGCAAAAUAUCGGCUCUGGAUCCCCAGGCUCAUGGAAAUCUGGUAUGGUCGCAUAAAACGGGCCCAGGAGGCCUUCUGUCUUCAAGCCUCAGUAAACUGGAAAUGCGUAACCGAGGUCAACGAGUGCGUCUUGUUCCAUCAUUGGAUGGCUCCCUGUACAAAUUCGAUGGCGAUACAGUGGAACCACUGCCUAUGUCCGCGGACUUCCUGCUGAAGAGUUCAUAUCGCUUAGGCGAUGAUCUUGUCAUCACAGGUGGCAAAGAGGCUCGCACUUAUGGAAUUAAUAUUCACACUGGUCAGGUACGGUACAUCUGCACAAUGAGUGGCUGUGACAACACUAAGGAAGACUUCAGCACAGAGGACGUCCUAGUAGUGAAGCGCAACACCCAAACUGUCAGGGCUAUUGAGCCACGCUCUGGGCGAGAAAAGUGGAACUUCAGUGUUGGUGAGAACCAGCUCACUGUGUUAAAGGGCUUGAUGGCCAGUUGCACUGGAAGCAGCAGCGAGAGUAGUGACACAGACUCCUAUGUGGUGGAAGAGCCAUCAAAUUGCUCGAGUGAGGAAGGCUGCUCUAAGGAGAGCCUUAUUCAAGUGGUGGUGCCAGAGGGCCUGGUUGCUGCCACCAGUACAAGCAAGGGAUCACUGGAAUGGUCUGUCAAGCUUCCCAGCCCAGUUGUUGGAGCAUGGCAUCUACGAAAUGGAGAGUUGGAAGUAGUUGACCUCUUUGAGCAUAGUCGCAUCCUCGGUCUGGACGGCCCUAACCAAAGCAAACAAAAUAACCCUGUACUCUACCUUGGUAUGCAUGACAGGCAGCUGUAUGUGCAACAUAGUGGCAACAUACACUCUGAAGUUUCUGGAGGAUACUCGCAGUUGAUUGAUCCUCACCGGAGCAACUUGCCACAAGUUGAAUGGAAACCCUAUCUUGCCUCAGCACCAAGCCGGACACCAAUCAUCAACACUGGCAAUAAAGCAGCACCUCCAAUGCUAGAAGAAUCUAGUUCUUCCAGGAAGGCACUCAUGAUUAAAGAUGACAUUCUAGACUACCCUUUUGACACUGGUUACUACCUCUACAGGGGUGUUGAUUUAGAUAACGAUUCAGUGCUAUUGUGUGAGAAAGAGGAAGUGGCUGAAACCUUGAACGAACACAUUGUUAAGUCUUUACGCUUUUGGUGGAAGGAAAUAUCGUUGAUUGUUCUGGCUACUUUCAUGAUCAACAUUUUCAUAACGAAGCACGUGCUGCGACGUUUCAAGCUCAAGCACCUUCAAGAACUGUCUUCCAAGGAAACAAAAAGUAACUCAGGAUCAGAGUCUGCAGUUAUACCUGUACCUGAGCAACCAGUUGGGCAACCUUCUGUGGAUGUUGGCUCUGCUGUGGGAGACUUGCCUAAAUACACUUCCAGGUACCUUGCAGACUUUGAGCCCAUUCGCUGUCUUGGCAAAGGAGGUUUCGGACUUGUUCUUGAGUCACGCAACAAACUGGAUGACUGCACAUAUGCUGUGAAACGCAUCUGCCUCCCAAACAACCCUGAAGCUCGUGACAAGGUGAUGAGGGAGGCAAAAGCACUCGCCAAGUUGGACCACUCGGGCAUUGUGCGAUACUAUAAUGCUUGGCUGGAAAGCCCGCCUCCAGGGUGGCAAGAACACCAGGAUGAUGUGUGGCAAGGAAGCUUUGACGCAUGCACAUCCUUCUCAUAUUCUGAUAAGACCACCACGUCGGCUGCAAAGGACUCUUCCUGGGGGAAUGCCACACACCCUUUCAAUCCGUUGCGGCCUUUUGAGGACCAGUUUUCAUUUGGGGACAUUGGGUACAGCGGUGCAGUGCUGUCUUCUAUGAACUCUUCGUCGAGUGGCAUCACUACUGAUCGCCACACAUCGGAUGAUCGUUCCUUGCGCGUGCCUUUCUCUGCAUAUGCAGCUACUGAUGAAGACGACUCACUGAUUGAAUUUGAGCGCUCCUCCAACAAUGUCAAGGAGAAGUCCAUUUCAAGAUCUGCGAAACCCAAGGAAAAUGGUGAGCGGCCAAAGAGUUUGUCGCUGCCUGAGCAACCACCAGUGAAAGUCUACUUAUACAUUCAGAUGCAGCUAUGCAAGAAAGAAAGCCUGAAGGAAUGGCUGCAUGCUCAUUCCACUGAUCGUGACUAUGAGUCUGUUCUUGACAUAUUCUACCAGAUUGUCAGUGCAGUUGAAUAUGUCCAUGAAAAUGGCUUGAUCCACCGAGAUCUCAAGCCAUCCAACAUCUUUUUUGCCAUGGAUGAUGCCAUCAAAGUGGGAGACUUUGGCCUGGUGACAGCUCUAACAGGUGGCUCAGUGGUUGCAACUCCAUUGAAGGAACCCUCUGAAGAUCUUUUCUCGAGCAAGUCAGGACGCCUGACUGAUCAAGUGGGCACCCAAUUGUACAUGAGUCCAGAGCAGAUUGAUGGCCUCAAGUACAACCAGUCAGUGGAUAUCUUUUCUUUGGGGCUAAUCUUUUUUGAGCUUCUAUGGCCUUUUUCAACUCAAAUGGAGAGAAUACAGGUCCUUAUGAACGUCAAGAGGCUUACUUUUCCACCGAAGUUUGUGAAGACCUAUGCUAAUGAGUGCAAGCUCAUUGAGAAGCUCCUCAGCCAUGACAGUGAGAAGCGGCCAUCUGCUAAAGACAUUCGUCAGCAUCCACUCUUUCGACCAUUCCAGCCAAGCGAUGAAAUCGCCCAUUUGGCAAGGCUUCGUCGCCGCAAUCUUUCUCAUCGUCAGUCAUCGUCUCUAUCUGAGUGAUGGCCCCCCUUCCCUUUUGGCCUCACUCAAUCAUUCCUCAACAUAAUCAUUUGAUACUCUGCGCCUAUUCAUCCAAAUACUUGACUGUUAGUUUUUUCAUGUUUGCAAGAAGCAAAGGUUUUCUAAAUGUCCCAGGCACAGUGACGCACAUCGCAUAUGUCUUGCCAUUCAUACGUUUUUAUUGUUUGAUACCAGCACAAGACAGGUAAAUAAUCCUAUCUCGUGCGCAGCAUUCCUCUUGUAGCAAUAGCAAUUUAUUGUCAGCGUAUCAUUAGACCAGACGAGAACUGCAGGCAUUCACAGCUGUAUGAUGUUAUAUGUCGGAUGUAUGAAAUGCCAGGCCAGUGUGAUAUGCCUGGGCAUUAUUUUUGGCCACAGCAAAUUUAUUGGUGUGUGGAAAUAUUUGAUAUGUAAACGUCAUGAGGUUACCUCAUCAUUGUGUAAAUACCAUUUUUGCGCAUUUUUUGGUUCAUACAGUGAUGAUGGCUGUGCUUUGUUAAUUAUAUAUUUAUAGUUCUGUACAGGUCUGUACAUAUGUAAAUAAACAAUGUAUUGGAAACACUAUAAAA
Molecule: messenger RNA, 3613 nt
Organism: Rhipicephalus sanguineus (brown dog tick)
Lineage: Eukaryota; Metazoa; Arthropoda; Arachnida; Ixodida; Ixodidae
Product: eukaryotic translation initiation factor 2-alpha kinase 3
Exons: 19
Coding region: 135-3044 (969 amino acids)
Biological process (GO): protein phosphorylation
Molecular function (GO): protein kinase activity; ATP binding; protein binding
Source: RefSeq, a predicted model, not a curated record